AUGGAGGCGAACGGCAUCGGCCAGCCAAAACCAAACCACGACACUGCACCGUCAACGCAAUCGAAAGGCUCCGCGCAUCCGAGACUGCACAACGCCGUGACACCACCUGUGUCACGAGAGACCGAGCGCCCGCUCGUCGAACCACCAGACCGCCGAAUCAGCAGAAGGUGGAACAGAGCAAGGCAGCGACAGGGGUUGCAAAAGAUCCGUCGGAGGUCGAGAGCAGAGGAGGAAACCUUGCCGCCCCCGACCUGGAUCUGGCUGGGAAGAGAGGAAGUGGCAAGCCAGCGGCCUGGCCCCGCGCCCCACACCGCUCGUGCGGCCGCAGACGGCGCGACCACCACAUCGACGCAAGGGACCGAAGCCCCCGACGCCACAGCCGCCCGCUGGCCCAGAUCCAGCGCGCCGGCCAGAUCCGCAGCAGAGGGAAACGCGCGCGCGCCACCCCCAAGCGCCGGCGAGCAGGCCUCGCGACACCUCGACGCCACCCUGCUCCCCACGCGCGCCCCGCGCCCCACGACUUCGAGCCCGGCAGAGCUCACCACCAAGACGACCGCGGCCACCCAGCCACCCGACCACCACGCGUCCGCCGCGGAUCUCCCCGAGCCACCUUCGGAGGCAGGGGGCCGCCGCCACCGCGGCCAGGCCAGCGGCAGCAACGGAGGAGAGGAGGCGUGGGAGAGGGGGCCGCCGGCGACUGGCGAAGUUCCCCCCGAGUCGCCCGAGCGGAGCGACGCGGGGCACGAAAACAUGUCGGGGGCAAGCAAAAAAGGCAUACAGGAUGCCCCCCCUGCAUUGGAUUCUGUUGAUGGCGCAUCUCAUGCAACUGAAGCCCGUAGGAUGGAGGCUCAAAGCAGUGAACCGUUAGUUGGGUACAAGCGCCAGAGGAGUAAGGCAAUUAUCUGCCGAGGGAAGCGCCCUGAUGAUAUUGUGAGCAAUGAGAGUCUUCCCGGAGAUGCUGAAAAUGUGAGUGACAAAAGCGGUGGUGUGGAUAAGCCACCAAAUCCAAAGCGGCAGAAAACCGGAGGAAACGAGGGUCGUAGGAAUAGGGCAUCGCCUGCAAGGCUGUUCAAAUUGAAUAAAGAGUUGGUUUCUAAUCAAAAAGGUGUUAUUAUUGGAAAAGAGUUUGGAGGCCUGCUGGACCUUGCAGCGAACAGCAUGCCUGGCGAUCUUAGUCAAUGGAUAAUGAAGCAUUAUGAUCCAGAGAUGUCACAGAUAGUUAUUCCAGAGAGGGGGAAGAUUCCAGUAGAUGCUGCGAGUGUUCGGAGGAUAUGGGGUUUGCCAAAUAGGGGGAGAAAAGUCUGUUACGAAAACCGCCCUGAGAUCACAAAGGCAAUGUUCAGGAUUUACAAUAUUACUUCAAAGAAUUCACCAUCUCUCAAAGCAUGGUGCAAGAUGAUCAAAGAUAUGGCAGGAGCUCACGAUGACGACUUCCUACGCGCAUGGUUGUCUCUUGUCUUCUCUUGCUUCCUUGCACCAUCUACAAGUUUAAGCAUUUCACCAAAAAGCUUCCCUGCGGUCAUGGAUGUAAAUGGAAUAACUGAAACCAACAUAUGCCAGUUUGUGGUUGAUCAACUAAAGCUAGCAUUCAAAUCAGGUCGUGCCAAGAAGGCCGUUUGUUGCUGUGUUUUCCACCUCGUAUUGCUGUAUCUAGACUCUUUGGAUGUUGAUGAACCAAUUCCCAGCUUGGUACCAAGAGUUUCAGUUUGGAGUUCAGAUUUGAUGGCAAGAGUUAUCAAGAAGGACAGGAAAGCUCCCGGGGAAUAUGGGAAACUGCGGCUGAAGACUGAGUUCUCACGGUGUGCGGAUGAUAGCUUGUUUGGUAGCAUGGACCACGUCACAAAAUUUGUAGCAGCAAGAUUACCUGAGUCAUAUGACCAAAAUAAACAAAAGAAGCUGACACGUAUGGUGCACGAAAUGUGUUCAACUAUUUCACAUGCAGUUGGGAAGCUUGUUUCUGGUAUUGGGGGGAUAGAUGAUGCGCAAGAGGGGACAAGCAGAUCAGAGGCUGUUCAUGUGGAAAAGAGGAGGCAAGAACCUACUAGGAGAUCCAAACAAGCUCUAGCUGUGAGAGAAAGCUUAUCGAGUGAAGAAGACUCGUUCAAAACUGACAGUGAGGAAGAUGCAAGUGGCAGUGACGAAAGUGACUGGGACAGAGGGGGUGAUGAAAGUGACAACGACGACCACUCAAGCAAUGAUGAUGGUGACGACUUUGUAGUUCAAAAAGCUGGAUGCAACAACAACGAGGAGGGAGAAGCAACUUUUCAGGAGAGGGGAGCAGUAAUGGAUGAAAGCAAGGAGGAUAAGGAGGACGAAGAGGAGGAGGAAGAAAAAAAAGAUGAGGAUGAAGAAAAGGAAGACGAUGAUGAUGAAGAAAGCGAAGACAAUGACAACGACAAUGACAAAGACACGGGGGACGAUGAUAUGCAGGGUGAUGAGGAAGACCAGGAUGACAACAAUUCUGGUGGCAACAGUGGCAAUGGCGGAAACAAUGGAGGGAACGAGGAUUCUGCAGGUGAGGAAACAGAGACUGAUGACGAGCAAUCCACACUUCAAUAUUUACUCGAAAAGAAAAAGGAUAUGAAGCCAAAGGGGCUUGACGAGGCAGUUAGCAUCUCUGUGAGAGAUGUUGUUAUGAUGGACGAGGAAAGUUACUGCAAAAUGCCACGCAUCCGCAUGUUUGAAGUGAAAGAAAUGUUGGAUCUCGACGAGCAGCCUAUUGCAGUGCUAGCGAGCAAAAUUUUCCAAGAGCUAUUGAGAAAAGAAGAAAUGGAACUGGGGAUGGCAUUCAAUCUUGAGGAUGUCUGCCCCAAGUGGAUUCGCAAGAAAAUCAUGAGGGAGAUAGGGGCUCCACAUGAACCCAAGGAAGUUGGUGUACCACCACUUCCAACACCAAAGAAGAAAAAGAGUGUGAGUUUCAUAUCAGAGCCAACGGUGUUGACAGAGACAGUGGAGGAACUGCGAGCUAUGCGUGCCCAAAAUGUUCAAGAACUGCAAGGUGGAAAGGAAACAAAGUCAGCCAUGAAGAAAUCUGGGCCUUUUCAGUUGCAACAUCAGGCAUUACAUCAUGCAAAAGAGGCAAGUUCUAGCACUCACAAGAACCAGCUUGAAACCAAUACAUCAUCAAGCUCAACAACACGACAUGCAGAUCUCACCAGUGACAAAGAUACAAAUGUUGCAGUUUCACCAGGGACUGUUUCAAAACAAGAACCAAGUGCCUCACAAAUUCUAGCAAGUCAUCCUAGGGAGGAAGCAAGUUCAUCUGAUUUUCAGGCAAGUCAGGAGAACAUACCUCCAGUGUCAAUCACAGGGGUUGGAGGGAUGGAAGAUGUCAUCGGCGGCAACAUUAAACCAAGUUCGGAAGCAAAGUUGCUAAAAGUUCAGGGCAAGUUGCCUGCUUUUAUUCCUACAGUUGCCCAAUCACCUCCCCAUCCGCAGCUGAAGGAUACCAAAUUUAGUUAUGCUAACAAGGCGGUCAGUCCAAUGGAAAUAAAUGUGCUAGAUGUUAGUGAGCUCUUGGCAAGGUGCAUUCCCCCAUCUACCAACGAUCUGCUAAGCAAGUCAGCAAUUCAUAUUCCAGCAGAGAUGGAUGGACAACAGUUUCAGCAUAGCAGAAGUGAAAGCUCAAAUGUCUUUGUUAGUGAAUACUGCCCAGCUCCAAGUUUUGAUAUUUUCAAAUACGAUUUUCCUACAGCACAUGUAGAUGAUGGAGCAGAUCGAGAUGCCAGAGAAAAUGCAUUGGCUGACCAUGAGUCAUCGCAGUGCCAAGUAACCAAGGAGCCAGUCAUUGAAAUUAUUGAAGAUGAAAAAGUUGGUAAUCUCGAAGGCAUAGAUGAAGGGUAUGCACAUGCAGAAGAACAGGCUAUGAAGUGUGAGCAUGAGUCCCUGCAGUAUCAAGUACCCAAGGAGCCACUCAUUGAAAUAAUUGAUGACGAUCAUGUUGUGGAUCUUGAAGGCAUAGUUGGGAACAUUUACCAGACACCUGAAAAAGUUACCCACAACCAAGUAGUAGUGGGAUCAGGCAGUAAUAUUUAUAGCAGCAGCAGCUCAGGAAAGAUGGUCCCACAACAAUUUGAGAGAAGGAUUAUCAAGCCACCUCCUUGCAAGAGGUCACCAUUCUUGGACUAUAAUGAGAGGAAAGUGUACAUAUGCAAACCUGAAGUAAGCAGGCUGUAUGCAUCGGUUAUUCUGCACGGGAGAUUGAAUGAAGAAGAAUCACCAGAUGUAGAUACUAGCCCGAAGGUAAUUGACUACAAUGGAUAUGAUGUGUCGGUGAGGGAGCUUGCAAACUCUAUGAAAAAGGAAGGAUAUGUCUUGACACAUGUAAUGGAAAUUGGCAUACUGUCCAUAAUGAUGAAUUUGCAUGCAGACUCCAAGAAGGUUGUCAUGCCCCUGAGGUUCUCGACAAGGAUGCUGCAGAUGACUUUCCUCUCCAAUGAUAUCAACAACCAAGAGAUUAUUUCCCGAUUCAAGAAAUCAAAUCACCUGGACCGGAAAGACAUGAUAAUGUUUAUUGUGUUAGAGAAUAUCGACAAGUCAAAGAAGGUUUCAGGCAACCAUUAUUGGGUCUUCAACGUGAAUAUAAGGGAUCGAAGGUUCGAGGUGCUUGAUUCAUGGAGGACACUUCAGGACAAGACUCUAGAUGUCUGCGCAAGGACUAUGGUUGCUAGUUUUCGGGCUCUGUGGGAAGAGCACUAUCCGAAGUCUCAUAUCUCAUUAGAUGACUUCACACUAAGAAACAUUGAUGUGCCAAAACAAACUAACAAAUAUGACUGCGGCAUUUUUGCUCUCUCAAUUGCAAAUGGGUGGGAAGGAAGGAACGUUCCAAGUUUUACAGCAGAGGAUGUUCAAAGUAUCAGGAAGCAGUUGACAAACACGUGGGUUAACACCAAGCGCAACAAGGCUCCAUGGGAAGCUGUAUUGAAGUUAGCUUAG
Molecule: messenger RNA, 4935 nt
Organism: Triticum aestivum (bread wheat)
Lineage: Eukaryota; Viridiplantae; Streptophyta; Magnoliopsida; Poales; Poaceae
Exons: 13
Coding region: 1-4935 (1644 amino acids)
Biological process (GO): proteolysis
Molecular function (GO): cysteine-type peptidase activity
Source: RefSeq, a predicted model, not a curated record